Colletotrichum chrysophilum is the source of this 1332-nucleotide messenger RNA. RefSeq lists its product as uncharacterized. The record is from RefSeq and is a predicted model, not a curated record. NCBI's taxonomy places the organism in Eukaryota, Fungi, Ascomycota, Sordariomycetes, Glomerellales, Glomerellaceae. The coding region runs from base 1 to 1332 and encodes 443 amino acids. The transcript has a single exon.
AUGAUCGCGUCACAAGACAGUGACGCUGCUCUCAAGGGCGUAAACUUUGGUCUUCAUGAUCAGAGGCUCGCCCUGAUCUGGGUUAACCGCAACAUUGCCGCAUUUGGAGGGAAUGAGGCGAAAGUCACGAUUAUGGGCCAGUCCGCUGGCGCAGGAUCAUGUCACACUCAUCUCCUCGAGGCCGAAUUGGGCGUGAGCAAGCCGCUCUUCCGCAAGGCUGGUCUCAUAUCAGGCGCAUGGGGCAGUCUCGAUUCCAUUUCGCUCAAGAUGGCGGACAAGCGCUGGGCGGAGCUGUGCCGACUGCGUUCAGUCGAGGACGAAAGUCCCGUCGACCGACUUGACGCGUUGAAGAAAGUCCCUGUGACAGAUCUACUACAGAGUGUCUCGGACCUACACUGGUGGUUCUUCGCAAUGGUCGUCGACAAUUUAACAAUCCGAAGAAGCAGCUUGGGAUGUGACGUCUCUGUCCACCUUGGACAUGGCGAGGCAAAUGGCCCAGCCAAGGCCGCCGACGGAAAAAUACAAAUCAUGGUAAGCGCGACGGCUCGCGAGUUUGAGGGUUUUGCCCGUAUGGCCAACUGGAACUACGCCAAAUUCCGCGCCGUUCUUUCAUCCAGCUAUCCCUCGGAUGCUGCAGCUGAAAACGUUCUUCGAGCAUACGGCAUCCUCCCCACAUCUUCCCAUAAGGAGCUCUUUGACGGGUUCGUUCAGUUCAUUUCCGAUGCCACGAUGGCGUAUAAGGUCCACCGCGCCGCCGAAUUCUUCAAGACCUAUCGGAAGAAGCAGGCAGUCCUGCGUGGGCAGGACCCGAGACGCGUGGGUGUGCAGACGUACAACAUCGAGUUCGGCAACCCUUUCCCGGGCCCCUUGCAAGGCGUCGCGCACCACGGUGUUUGUAUGAUCUAUACUUUCGGUAAUUUCCACGACGCGUUAGAGAAGGUUGACCAAGGGACUCCAGAAGGCUAUGUCGAACCCGGCCAAGAGCCUUCAGAAACUACCCGUCCUGAAUCCCCACAGCGUGCAGAUGUGGCUGAUGAGAUAAUUACCGAGGUAACGGACCACGUCAAGUCCAACAUCGACUUGAGUUAUGACAUGCAGGACAUGUACAUCCAGUUUAUUGUCGAGGACAAUCAAGAGACCGAUAAGCGUACGGAUCCUGAUCAGAUUACGACAUAUUGUCAGGACCGAUCAGUAUGUAUAGAGAGUUGGGUUGGCAGUGAGAAGUGGAGGUUGAGAAGGGAGAGGUAUGAUGCCUUAGAAGAGGAUUUGGACUCAAUGCUUGUCGCUACGCGGAGACUUGUGGGAAGCGUCCUGGACAUGCCCUUAGAGUGA